Trichomycterus rosablanca is the source of this 1293-nucleotide messenger RNA. RefSeq names its product E3 ubiquitin-protein ligase TRIM39-like. Gene Ontology annotation, cellular component: cytoplasm. Gene Ontology annotation, molecular function: protein binding; ubiquitin protein ligase activity. The record is from RefSeq and is a predicted model, not a curated record. Gene Ontology annotation, biological process: protein ubiquitination. Lineage: Eukaryota; Metazoa; Chordata; Actinopteri; Siluriformes; Trichomycteridae. Bases 1 to 1293 code for a protein of 430 amino acids. The transcript is spliced from 7 exons.
AUGGCAGAAUCUGCACUAUCACAACUAAGAGGCAGCACAAGCAGCAUGGAUAAACCACCCGAAUACACAGUCACUCAUGAAUCCAGCUCCAUCCUGUCUGAAGAUCAGUUCCAGUGUUCCAUCUGUCUGGAUGUGUUUACUGAUCCAGUCUCCACCUCAUGUGGACACAACUUCUGCAGGAGCUGCCUUACACAGUGCUGGAAUCUGAGUCCACAAUGUCACUGUCCAUUAUGUAAAGAGAAAUUCACCAAGAGACCUGAACUCAAGAUCAAUACAACACUGAGGGAGGUUGCUGAUCACUUCAAGAAGAAAAGUCAAGUUGAUAAAGCUGAGGUUCUUUGUGAUGCCUGCACUGGAGAGAAGCAGAAAGCUCUGAGAUCAUGUCUAGAUUGUGGUCUGAUGUUUUGUAAAUCUCAUCUAAAGCCUCAUCAUAAUGUUCUAAAACUUAGAAAACAUAAACUCAUAAAUCCUGUGAAGAACCUGGAGGACUACAUAUGUCAGAAACAUGAGAAACCUUACAUUAUUCCUAUAGAGGAGGAGAUUGAUAAUAAGAAGACUCAGCUGGGUCAGACGCAGACGGAGGUGCAGCAGAUGAUCCAGGAUCGACUGAAGAACAUCAAAGAGAUCAACCACUCAGUAGAGCUCAGCAAACUACAGAAAACUCUGGACAAAAAGCUCAGUAAAACUCUGGAUGAGAUGUUGAGAGAAACAGUCUCCACAGAACUGAAGAGGAUUCAGCAGUAUGCAGUGGACAUGACUCUUAAUCCUAAAACAGCACAUCCUAAUCUCAUUCUGUCUGAUGAUGGAAAACAAGUGAAACAUGGAAACAAAAAGAAGAAACUUCUUAACACCUCAAAAAGAUUCACGAGAUACAUUUUCAUUCUAGGAAAGCAGAGUUUCUCCUCAGGUAGAUUUUACUAUGAGGUGCAGGUCGGUGGGAAGGCCGAGUGGAAUUUAGGAGUCGCCAGAAAGUCUGUAAACAGGAAAGAUGAGAUUAUACUGAGACCUCAGGAUGGAUUCUGGACUGUGGUUAUGAGGAAUGGGGAUGAUUAUGAGGCUGGUGCUAGUCCCCCUGUCCCUCUCUCUCUGAAAGAGAAACCUCAGAAGGUCGGAGUGUUUGUGGAUUAUGAGGAGGGUCAAGUCUCGUUCUAUGAUGUGGAGAACAGGGUUCAUAUCUACUCUUAUACUGGUCAGAUGUUCACUGAGAAACUCUAUCCAUACUUCUGUCCAUGUUUGAAUGAUGGAGGUAGAAACGCAGCACCACUCAUCAUCACUCCUGUAAUAAAGACGUGA